CACGUAGUUGCUCAGAAUAUCAGCAUACUAACAAAAGCACUGAUUCUUAUUUAAACUUGCUUAUAAUAUCCAUCAAAUAAUAAUCAAAUUAUUAAUUUAUUCAUAAUGCGUGAACCAGAAACUACUGAAAAUCUUGUUCGACGUCAUUUAGACGACCAUGGUUUAUUAACAAACAAAGAAGAUCAAGUUUGGACAGUUCGUUAUUCAAAAUUAGGUGGCCGAGGUUUAUAUGCUAAGCGUGAUAUCAAGCAGGGUGAAUUAAUUUUUAUUGAGGCACCAUUGAUUAUUGGACCACGUUGUUACAAUAAAUAUCUUCCCAUGUGUAUCAAUUGCUAUAAAUCAGGAUGUCCGUUGUUUCCAUGUGACCGAGGAUGUGGACUUCCCGUGUGUUCUAAUCAAUGUGAAAAUUCAAAAAAUCACGUUGAGUCUGAGUGUGAACGCUUGCGAAAUUGGCAACCAACAUGUGGCACCAUGUGGUCCAUGGAACUUCUUCAGACAGUAGUACCAAUUAGAUCACUUUCGUUGUCUUCAUAUCAAAGAGAUCUUGUUUAUGCAUUAGAACGUCAUGAAGGGUCACUUCAUGGUCGCGAGAUAGAAUUACUAAAAAAAAAUAUUUCAAAACCACUAAGUCAGGAAGACGAAGAAUUCAUGUUACAAGUAUGUCGGGCUUUUGAUACAAAUGCAUUCGAAACAGCUCUGCGUGUUGACAAUAAAACUUCAAUAAGUCUUCGGGGUCUUUAUCCACUGGCAGCAUUACAAAAUCACAGCUGCCUACCAAAUACUAGACACUAUUUCAAUGACAAAGGAUUCAUGUUCGUGCGAGCUGCAGUUCCGAUUAAAAAAGACGAAGAACUUACUGAGACUUAUGUUGAUUUAAUUUGGGGUACUAGUUUGCGAAGAAAUUAUUUAGUUUUGUCAAAACACUUUGAAUGCUGCUGCAAAAGAUGUUCAGACCCAACAGAAUUUGGAACUAAUAUCAGUGCUUUACGAUGCGCUAAUUUGAAAUGUUUUUCAUACAUUUUACCUGUCGACCCACUGAAUUUUAAAAGCCCGUGGACUUGUCGUGAAUGUCAUGUUAAAGUAUCUGGUAAACAGAUUGAAUCAAUUUCUUCAGCAUUAAGAAUGAUGGUUAAUAAUGUUUUAAAUGAACCGCCUCGUAACAUUUUGAAGUUCAUUGAAGGUGAAUUGAAAAUUCUCGUGCCUCCAGAGAAUCAUAUUUUGUUAGAUAUGAAAUUUCAUGUUGUGUCAUUCUUUGGAAGAACUGAAGAGCUUGAAUGGAAAAAUCUAUCAGACAGAGAACUUGAAUUAAAAGCCCAGUACUGCAAUGAACUGAUAGAAAUAUUAGACAAACUAGGAUGUGGUGAUUGUCAAAAAAAAGGGUUAAUUUUCAAUGAACUGUAUUGUACGAAGAAAGAACAGCUUUUGCGAAAAGUUAACAAGAAUAACAAUAAUAAAGAUGAAAUCAAAACGGAAAACAAUGAAGAGCUUGCAAAAAUAGCAAGUAAAGUUGUAGAAAUUUUACAAAAUGAUGUUGCAGCUCCCGAUGAUCUCAAACAAUUAGAUGCAUCUUUAACACAUACAGAUGAGUGAUUAUAUCGAUAAACUAAUGUGUUAAAGAUGAAACAUUAAAUAUUGUUUUGAUGUUUAUUUAAGAAAGGUGCUCUUUUCUCCCACUCAAGUGGACUAUACGAAUAUUACUAUACUCAUUGCACUUGUACAAUAAAUAGAAACAGUCUACGUUCUUCUCCUCAGCAAUUAUAAUUUCCAGUAAAAUUAAAACCGGGAUUACUAAAUUAUAUUGUAAUGUAUCGAGCUAUAUUGAUGAAUUCCUCCGUUAAUUGAUAGAACUCUCGUUUGCGAGUAGCAUUUAUUAGUCAUUAGUCAUUAGUGGAAUAUUAUAUAAUUGUUUUAUAUUUGAAAAGU
This is a messenger RNA of Microplitis demolitor, 1923 nucleotides long. RefSeq names its product SET domain-containing protein SmydA-8. Bases 106 to 1590 code for a protein of 494 amino acids. Lineage: Eukaryota; Metazoa; Arthropoda; Insecta; Hymenoptera; Braconidae. The transcript is spliced from 7 exons. The record is from RefSeq and is a predicted model, not a curated record. Gene Ontology annotation, molecular function: protein binding.